CUGUCUGCUUCCAGAACGCGAGCCGAAAGAAAAAGCCCACCUGGAAGGGAGGGGCACUGCGCAGGGGCUCACGAUUGGGCCGUCGGACCUUCUCAAUGCUGCAGAGUGGUCCGGGCGCUUCCUAGUGCUUCCUGA
Pyricularia pennisetigena is the source of this 135-nucleotide messenger RNA. RefSeq lists its product as uncharacterized. The annotation marks the transcript as partial. The transcript has a single exon. Lineage: Eukaryota; Fungi; Ascomycota; Sordariomycetes; Magnaporthales; Pyriculariaceae. The record is from RefSeq and is a predicted model, not a curated record.